AUGAGUAUGGAAGAUUCACAUCAAAACGUCGCUCCAUUAAAUAUCACGAAGGGUAGAUCUCGCCCACCGAUUCCUCAACUCGACUUUUCCUCCAUCAACCGCACACCAAGCACAAAUCGUGGCAAGCAAGAAAAUAUGACCCCGCCCUUAACGCCACACGGUUCGAGAGGCACACCAGAAGGACUGGACAACUCGCGAUCUCUUUUCCACAACUAUCUCCGUGCUUUCUAUCCGUUCCACCCUUCGAGUGUCGUCUCACCAUCUACUGUCACACUUCCCCUUAAUCAGGGCGACAUUAUCCUAGUGCAUUCGGUCCAUGUCAAUGGCUGGGCUGACGGAACGCUUCUUGAAACCGGCGAGCGAGGAUGGCUCCCCACUAACUACUGCGAGGCGUACGAUCAUCAACCCAUGCGCCCGCUGUUGAAGGCUCUCACAGACUUUUGGGAUAUCAUUCGAGGAGGAUGCGGUACCUCUUUACGCGAUUUUAGCAAUCAAGAUUUGAUGAAAGGCCUAAUUGCAGGAGUUCGAUACUUACUAGAACGAUCCGAAUGCUUAACAAGAGAAGCACAUCUUGUCCAGCGCUACGAGGGAUUACGUCGAAACCGCAAGGCUCUACUGGCAGACCUAUCCUCCCUUGUGAAGUCUGCCAAGCGAUUACAAGAGUUGGCUAAAGGGACUCCACACGAUGAUGAGGUUGAACAUGUUCUGGAUGAAAUGCUGUUAAAGUCGUUCAAGAUCGUCACACGUGGUGUCAAGUUUCUGGAUGUCUGGAAUGAAUAUGUUGGCCUCACAAGAGCCAUUUUGGAUCUCGAGCCGCCGAGUUUGGAUGAUUACGACACCCCGAUGUUAACACCGCCCAUUGAUACUUUUAAUAUUCCUGAUCGACAAACCGAGGCCUCACCAGAAAGGAAUUGGAGUCGCCCCACCGUCAGUCGGAACUCAACCCGUACGGAGAUGGAGUGCUCACCACACCCACCAAGUGUGAUGAACGGACAAAGUAAAAGGAUCUCAGUGUCCCACAGAGUGUCUUAUUCCGGAGGAUCUGUCAAUCAAAGAAAUCCUGACUUGGCUUCAGAGCGCCUUGUUACCUCAUACGACGCUUUCUUGGGUGUCCUUGGGUCUUUCAUUGGCCUUCACCUCCAAUCUCGUUCGUCAACCGAGCUCAUUCUAACAACACAGCAAGCCGUUCAGUCUUGCCGCGAGCUACUCUCUGUUGUUGAAGCGAUAUGGGAACAUGACCUCAGACGUUCUUCGGAGCUGGAAUAUGCCAAGGAUUCAAUGUACGAUUUGAUUUCGGAAUUAGUACAGGCUGCACGUGAAGCUUUCCGACCGAACUCCUCAGAUGACGAUGUUGUUUUCAUGCCUGAUGAAGGGAAACGCAUAGUAGAUGCUGCAACUGACUGUGUUCGUGGCGCUGGAAGCUGUCUAGCGAGGUCCCUAGGUGUGUUGGAACAAAUCGGUGAUAUCGAAAUUGAUCCAUCAUGUUUUGAACAAGCACCGAGCUCAGAGCUCGCGACACCUCAACCGACCCGAGAACUAAUGACAACUGUCAAAGAUUCUCCGCAACCAUCUUUGCGCCUUCUUCCUCCACCAAUCUCCAUCCCAAACCGCGACUUGAGCCCGGCAACCCCUGCCCUUACAGAUGGAACUACGCCAUCCUCAAUGAUUUCUCGAACAGGCUUGCAGAGUCCCAAGCUUGAUGUGGAUCUAGCUUUUACACCGCUUAUUGGAAGUGAAGUUAGCCUCUCAGAUCCAACCUACCAGGAACACUGUUCGCUGGAAGAUACACAACACCUUUAUCGCUACGAAACAAGAGGUACUACAAGUACCGGAAGCUCAUUUACAUACCAAAGCACCGUUCGCGACUCUGAGAUGAGCGGUGUCUCACAAACAUCCACUAGAGCAACGUCUCCCGAUAUCAACACCACGGCCCUCACACCAUCUUUGAAAGAAAGUCUCAGCCGCUCUACUCUGGCGGAGGAGAGCGACGAGGCAGAGGCGAAUGUUCUUGAGAAGACAUUUGCCCACGAGCUCAUGUUCAAGGAUGGUCAAGUUGUAGGCGGAAGCCUUCGAGCCUUAAUCGAGAAGCUCACUGCCCAUCAAUCAACCCCAGAUGCUUUAUUCGUUUCGACAUUCUAUCUAACAUUCCGUUUAUUUGCCUCGCCUCUCGAGUUCGCCGAGGCCCUCGUUGAACGAUAUGAUUAUAUCGGAGAGACACAACAUGCGGCUGGCCCGGUACGACUUCGAGUGUACAAUGUUUUCAAAGGAUGGCUUGAAGCUCACUGGCGUCAUGAUUGUGAUGGUGUUGCGCUCAAUUUUAUCUUUGAUUUCGCCAACAAUAAAUUAAUACAUACUUUGUCUAGCGCUGGCAAACGCCUUAUCGAGCUUGCAGAAAAAGUACGUGCUACGCAUGGGCCGGUUGUGCCACGUCUUCUGUCUUCAAUUGGUAAGACGAACACGUCCGUUGUCCAAUAUGUGCCUCCAGAAACACCCCUUCCAGCUCCUUCCAUCAGCAAAAGCCAGAUGGGCCUCUUGAAGCAAUGGAAAUAUUCAGGUACUACUAUUGGUAUUCUCGACUUCGACCCUCUCGAGCUGGCUAGACAGAUCACAAUUAAAGAAUCUCAGAUAUUUUGCUCAAUCCUUCCAGAGGAACUCCUAGCAACCGAAUGGAUGAAGAAAUCUGGCUCAUUGGCUGUCAAUGUUCGAGCAAUGUCGACGCUCUCGACUGAUUUGGCCAACCUUGUCGCUGACUCUAUCCUCCAAUUAGAAGAACCGAAGAAGAGAGCGGCAGUUAUUAAACAAUGGGUGAAGAUUGCUAACAAAUGCUUGGAUCUCAACAAUUAUGACUCUCUCAUGGCCAUUAUCUGUUCUUUGAAUUCGUCUACAAUUGUCCGCUUGAAGCGUACUUGGGAGCUGGUCUCACAAAAAACAAAAACAACACUUGAAUCUCUCAAGGAAGUUGUCGAUGUUUCCCGGAACUAUGCUGUUCUGCGCCAGCGACUGCAGAAUUGCGCUCCUCCCACUCUUCCUUUCGUGGGCGUCUACCUGACCGACCUUACCUUUGUCGAUCACGGUAACCCUGCCGAGAGAAAUCUCCCUACCGAACAUGGCGGCAAGGCCGUCAUCAAUUACGACAAGCAUAUGAAGACAGCCAAAAUCAUCAGCGAGCUUCAACGUUUUCAAAUUCCCUACCGCCUGACUGAAGUACCAGAGUUGCAGACCUGGAUGCAAGAUCAGUUUGUGCGAGUACGCUCAAGCGGCGAGAAAAGCUUUCAAAAUUAUUACCGACGAUCGUUGAUUCUCGAGCCUCGGGAAAUGUCCCGAGGCCCUACAGCUGACUCCAGCGCCUCUCUUACUCCAUUGCGAGAAACUGCCAAGGACAAGUUUGAUUUCCUUUCCUGGGCUUACAGCUCAAAAGCCAAGUCUGUUAUGACGACUAGCUAA
Molecule: messenger RNA, 3444 nt
Organism: Talaromyces proteolyticus
Lineage: Eukaryota; Fungi; Ascomycota; Eurotiomycetes; Eurotiales; Trichocomaceae
Product: putative ras guanine-nucleotide exchange protein
Exons: 2
Coding region: 1-3444 (1147 amino acids)
Biological process (GO): Ras protein signal transduction; positive regulation of GTPase activity
Cellular component (GO): plasma membrane
Molecular function (GO): guanyl-nucleotide exchange factor activity; protein binding
Source: RefSeq, a predicted model, not a curated record